UCUCUAGUGACACAGCUUGGGGAGGCCCACAAAAACACAAACAAUGCCAAGGUUGGUAUUCCAUCCCAAGUGGAUAGGACUGCUGACAAUGGCAAGAACUCUGCCCGCAAAAUGAGAGGAAUAUUUAAAGCCAAAAGCCACAUCCAUGGAGGAUAUUUACAUUGGAAAAAGGGCUGGGGCAGCUGUUGUUGUUUUGCUGUAAAUGGAUCUAAGAGUUCAAGGUGAUCCAGUGAGUAACAGUGUAUGAAGUAGCCCGUUGCCAUGGCGUCAGAUGCCAGCCACAUGCUGGAGGCAGCCUUGGAGCAAAUGGAUGACAUUAUCGCUGGAGGGUUCUGCGAGGCCUUCUUGAAGUUUGGGGCCCAGAGUUACCCCUCCCAGGGUUCGGACUCUGCCCUCAUUCCCGCCCUGACCUCAGCCAUUACCCCCGACAUCAGGGUGGUGCAGCUUGUAGAGGAUCUCAGGGUAGCCCUGGAGGGCCAGGUGGACCAGGAGUCCAUGAGGAGACAGAUCCCCAUAGACACAGCACAAACCCUGUUAGAGUGGCUGGAAAAGGGAGGGGUAAACCAGCAGUCCCCUGUGAACGGCGAGACUAACCAAGAACGAUUGACACGCUUAGAGGGAGACAAAGAGUCCCUUGUCCUCCAGGUGAGCGUUCUGACAGACCAGGUGGAAGCUCAGGGAGUAAAGAUCAGUGAUCUGGAAAGUUCUCUGGAGGAACAUCAACACAAGCUCAACUCUACAGAAGAGAUGCUGCAGCAGGAGUGCCUUAGCAGGACGUCACUGGAGAGUCAGAAGUUGGAUCUGAUGGGAGAGGUGUCUUACCUGAAACUGAAGCUGGUGGACAUGGAGGAGAAACAGAUUCAUGGAGUAGAGAGGCAGCACAAAGCAGAGAGUGUCGUGAACUUGAUUAGUGAGUUGCAGGAGCAGAUGUGUAGGUUUCAGCAGGAAAUCAAUUGCAGGAUCCGGGAGAAAACAGGCCAGGCUGAUAGCAGCCUACAGAAGGCCUGCGACACUGGGUCCACGGAUGCCCAAAACCCAGACCAUGGGCUCGCCUGUGAUGGUAGCCCAGAGGAGGUCAUACUUCAAGAGCUCAGACUUCUCAAGGAGAAAGUAGACCAUCUUGAAGACCAGAAGUCCCAGUAUGAGAGGAGACUCAAAGCAACAAAGGCAGAGCUAUCAGACCUCCAGCAGCUCCUGCUCAGUAAGAAUGCUGAGAUAGACAGCCUGCACACACAGCUCCUGGCCAGACCACUGUCCACUGAGACCUCAGAGAGAGAGGAUAUGUACAGGAGAAGGCUCAACAACAAGCAUCAGGAGCUCCAAAGGUUAAAGACGGGGAUGGAGACACUGCUGGUUGCCAAUGAUGAAAAGGACCGGCGUAUUGAGGAGCUCACACUGCUCUUAGUCCAGUACAGACAGUUCAGAGACGUUGUGACCCCAAGACAAGCUCCACCCACUAUCCUCUCAAUAUCCAAUGAGAGUACUCCAUCGAACAGCAGUGAGGAACGGGAGCAUGGAGUGGUGAUAAGGACAGUUCCUCCCAGUGCACUCCCUGAGAACAAAAAGGCUGAGAUGUCCUUCAGCAGUUCGUCCCCCCAGCUCGUGUCCCACCUGCCAGCCCAGAAGGAGAGGGAACUCUGGACACAUCCCCGACUUUUAUCAAGCAGUAUGGACAACCUACAGAAUGGAUCUUCAUUGACGCAUGUAGUGGUGAUUCCUGUAGAGGCUGAAGUGUCUGAGAAUGGGCCUGUAGAUAACCGGUGCCAGACCCUGCCGGUGAAGGGCUCCCUCCCAGAGCAUAAUGGAGAGGGAGAGUGCAGUGAGACACAGAGUCAGAGGUCUCCAGAGGCGAGUGAAGAUGGAGACUCAAGAAAGACAGAGAAAAUGGACGACACCUCAUCCUCUGACCUUUCACCCCAGUCUUCAGGGGCGGAGUCAGGUCAACGGACUAUUGGCUCACCAGAACACUUGAAGAACAAUAACAGUAUCAGAAAGCUUUGGGGAAAGAUCAGGCGGACCCAGUCAGGGGGUCUGCAGGGGGAGGACCUGGAACCAAACCACUUUAGGAGAGGGGGGCUACGUGCCACAGCAGGGCCAAGACUGACCCGGACCCCUGAGUCUGGCAGCACUGUUCGGGAUAUGAACACUCCAUUCAGCCAGUGGACCAGAGAGCAGGUGUGUGGUUGGCUGGAGGACUAUGGUCUGGGCCAGUACGUCAACCUGACCCGGCAGUGGGUCGACAACGGACAGACGCUCCUGUCCGCAAGGCCACAGGACUUUGAGAAGGAAAUGGGUCUCAAACACCCGCUACACAGGAAGAAAUUACAGCUGGCUCUAAGGGGGUUCAGUACUAAAGCCAUGGAAAAGUCCUCUGAACUGGACCACAUCUGGGUUACACGAUGGUUGGAUGACAUAGGCCUUCCUCAGUACAAGGACCAGUUCCACGAGGGGCGAGUAGAUGGCAGGAUGCUCCAGUAUCUCACUGUGAAUGACCUGCUUUUCCUGAAGGUGACCAGUCAGCUUCAUCACCUCAGUAUAAAGUGUGCUAUCCACGUCCUCCACGUCAACAAGUUCAACCCCCACUGCCUCCGACGAAGGCCUGGGGAGGAGAGGAACCCCUCUCCCUCAGAGGUGAUCCAAUGGUCCAAUCAUCGUGUGAUGGAGUGGCUUCGGGCGGUGGACCUGGCUGAGUAUGCACCCAACCUACGGGGCAGUGGGGUCCAUGGAGGUCUAAUUAUUCUGGAGCUGCGGUUCAGCUCUGAGACCCUGGCCAUGCUGCUGAACAUCCCCCCUCAGAAGACCCUGCUCCGCCGCCACCUGGCCACCGCCUUCACCGCCCUGGUGGGGACGCAGGCCUCUCUGGAGAAACGGGAGUAUGCCAACGCCACCGGCCAUGCACCCCUCACUACCGCCGCCAAAGUCCGGCCCAAGAAGCUUGGUUUCACCCACUUCAGUCACCUGAGGAAGAGGAGGCCGGAUGACUUGGCAGACUACAUCUGCCCAAUAGACAGUGGGGGCCUUUCAGCCAUGAAUGGGGUUUCCCACCGGCCGUACGUAGGGGUCCGAGGCCUUAGCCCCAUUCUGGACAGAGAGCCAGAGAGGCGGGAGCAGGUGGGGCCCAAAAGCUGACACUGACUCUCCCCUCAGCCAAUGACUGCAAAUCUUAUGGCUUUUAACCCUGACCCACAUGCCUAUGUAAACAUGCCCCCGCUCUAUCAAGAUGCUGAUUUUGUGAUUCGGGGGAAGCUACUGUGUGUGCAUAUAAUGAUGUGGGUAUUAGCUGGACAUCCUGUAUGAUAAUUAGCUGGAUUUACUUAUUUACUGGAUAUGCUUAUCAAGUAAUUGACCUGGAUAUGUUGAAAUCAUGACUGACCUGACCGGCUAAAUGAGGAUUCAUAAUGUUACGGUUGUAUAAUGGUUCCCAUUGAAAGCCGCUCUCUGCAUUCCUGGAAAAAUUAGAUGGAUUCAACUUUCCUAUCUUCUGCCAUUGCUUCAGAACAUGACCCCUAUGUGUUACUGACCAUUGUAGCCUUCCUCCUUACCUUGCUGGAUUUACUGUAGCUUAGCUAGCAACGGCCUUGAGUUAUGGUACAAUGUACAAAAAUUAAUACCAAUUAUAUAAGCUUGUUUUGAUUUAUUUUGUGUUGUAUUUUGUGAAUUUUUACCAGUUAUUAAAAUAUAAGGUGCUCUCAUGAUAAUUCAGGUUUGCACACAAUACCCAACUCAGUUAGCCUAUAAUUAUGUAUUGAAAAUAAAAUUAAUUUGCAGGUG
Messenger RNA from Salmo salar (Atlantic salmon), 3771 nucleotides. NCBI's taxonomy places the organism in Eukaryota, Metazoa, Chordata, Actinopteri, Salmoniformes, Salmonidae. The record is from RefSeq and is a predicted model, not a curated record.